Molecule: messenger RNA, 1533 nt
Organism: Fusarium tjaetaba
Lineage: Eukaryota; Fungi; Ascomycota; Sordariomycetes; Hypocreales; Nectriaceae
Exons: 2
Coding region: 1-1533 (510 amino acids)
Molecular function (GO): N-acetyltransferase activity
Source: RefSeq, a predicted model, not a curated record
AUGAUCGACCGCCUUCGUAGCAAGAAGAGCGCCAGAAGUCUAAAUGACAAGGAUAAGGUGUUGAGGAAGCUCAGCCCUGUUGAACACCUGCAAGCUGCUCAUUACUCGUUAGGAGCAAUUAUCGGCUGUGCGAUAUCAUGUCGUUAUCGUAUUCCCGAAUCACUACUCGCCUCGGAUACUGCAUCGCUCCAGAAACUUGUUGAAAAUGCCUUCGCCCGUGCUAUUCUCCAGCAUCCGCUGUUCACGGUGGGGCGAAUCAACGCGGACUCUAAGAAGCAACAUUGGGUGCGACUUGAUCAGAUUGACUUAAAUAAUCACAUAGAAUGGCGUACGGUCUCUGAUCAGGAAGCGUACGAAUCGGUUCUCCAUGCCACCUUGGAAUGGCAAAUCAAUGAGCCCUACACGAAUCUCGAGACCCAACCUGGUUGGAGAGUGACUAUACUCAGACCAGCCGAGGUCAACUUUAUCGAUGUCGUUUUUGCUUGGGACCAUACUGCGGCAGAUGGGAAGAGCGGAAAGGUUUUCCAAGACAGUCUACUCACUUGUCUCAACACACCAGACGACGACACCGUGAUACUCAAGGGCCGCGUCUUUGAGGUCCCCAAUACCGAACUCACGCCUCCAUUGCAUCACUUGAUCAGACUGCCCGUCUCUCUGCACUUCAUCGUCGGUGAAUUCGGUCGGGAUAUUAUCGCUUCGAUCAAGGCGAAAGAACUACCUCACAUGGCGACAUGGGCACCAAUACCGACAGAGCCAUCCACAACGAGCAUGGUGGCCACGAAAGUUACGAAAAAGGCGCUAAAGCCUGUACUCGACGCGUGUCGUCAGCACGGCACGACCUUGACGGGGCUUAUGCACGCGCUUAUUGCAGUUUCAAUGGCGACGAGAUUGGCGGAGAUCAAGGCUUCUGCGUUUUUAUGCGGCACACCUGUUUGUCUGCGACAGUUUCAGAAGCCUGGCCAUCCAAGCAUCGAUUUGAACAAGACGGCCAUCAACAGCGUGGCAUACUGGCCUUUUACAUUUGACGAGGAACUUGUUGCAAAGGUUCGAGAACAAAUCAACGAGGCUCAAACAAAGCCAAACAUGAGCGCAAACCUGGAAGCGACGGUCUGGUCAUGCGCGAAGGCGAUACGAGACGGUCUAUCAGCCAAGCUGGACUUGGGUACCAGGAAUGAUCACAUCGGACUAGCCAAAUUCGUGAAGGACUGGCAGUCAUUCGUCAAGGACCACGGCAAAACGCGCUCGUAUUCAUGGGAGAUAAGCAAUCUUGGUGUUAUACAGGGUAAAGCAGAAGGUGAUAAGUGGGCUAUUGAGAGCGCAACAUUCACGCAGACCGCACCGACGUUUGGAUCGGCGUUGACAUUCAGUGUCAUUUCUGCUCAGGGAGGGGAUUUGGUGGUGACGAAUACGUGGCAGGUUGGGGUUGUUGAGGAGGAUUUUGCUGUUGGUGUGAGCUCUGAUGUGGAGGGUUGGUUGAAUGAGUUAGGGAGGACCGGGAGUAUCAACUUUGGAGCAGUUGGGGUAGCGAGCUAG